AUGGGACCAGAAGUAAGUGUGAGCAGGAAGUGUAUUGAGAGCAGAAGUGUCAGGAGACGAAGUGUGAAGGACGAAAAGUGUCAGGAGACGAAUGUGAGGACGAAGUGUGAACAGGAAUGUAUUGAGCACAAGUGUCAGGAACGAAGUGUGAUGGGACCAGAACAGAAGUGUCAGGAGACGAAGUGUGAAGGACGAAGUGUGAACAGGAAGUGUAUUGAGAGCAGAAGUGUCAGGAGACGAAGUGUGAAGGACGAAGUAAGUGUCAGGAGAAGAAGUGUGAUGGACCAGAAGUGUGAACAGGAAGUGAAGUGUAUUGAGAGCAGAAGUGCCAGGAGAAGAAGUGUGAUGGGACCAGAAGUGAAGUGUAUUGAGAGCAGAAGUGCCGCGAGACGAAGUGUGAUGGGACCAGAAAGUGUGAACAGGAAGUGUAUUGAGAGCAGAAGUUGCCAGAGACGAAGUGUGAAGGCGAAGUGUGAUGGGACCAGAAGUGUGAACAGGAAGUGUAUUGAGAGCAGAAGUGCCGGGAGACGAAGUGUGAAGCACGAAGUAAGCGGAAGUGUGAAGGAAAUAAGAGUAAAUAGAAAGUUUACUGAGAGCAGAAGUGUGCAGGGAAAAACAGAGAGUAUAUUGAAGGCAGAAGUGUGGAUAGGCGGAAGUGUGAUAAGAAGGUGUGAUGGAAGAUGGGUAAAUAAGAAGUGUACUAAGAGAAGAAGUGUGGAGAAGCGGAAGUGUGAAGGAAAAGAUGUGACGUGA
Molecule: messenger RNA, 753 nt
Organism: Penaeus vannamei (Pacific white shrimp)
Lineage: Eukaryota; Metazoa; Arthropoda; Malacostraca; Decapoda; Penaeidae
Source: RefSeq, a predicted model, not a curated record